Molecule: messenger RNA, 4053 nt
Organism: Chlorocebus sabaeus (green monkey)
Lineage: Eukaryota; Metazoa; Chordata; Mammalia; Primates; Cercopithecidae
Source: RefSeq, a predicted model, not a curated record
UUUCCUCAUAAUUUUGCUUUUACAUCGCACUGUGGACUUGCCCUGAAUUAUUUCUUGUGCGAGAUCCAAGAACCCUCAGUUGGAGUCUGGAUCGGGAUUCCUGUCCUGUAACAUUUCGGGCGACCACAAAGGGACUAUAGUGCAGAAACCCUGACCCAAUGGCUACCUUUGGGUAAGUGUGGGGGUCCUGUAACAUAUUUGUGGUGGCCGCAGAAGCGACUAUACUGCAGAAACAACAGUAUUUAUGUCUAGGAGUCUCUCCUAAGACACAGUGGGUUAGAGGCCCCUCUUAAUAAAAGGCAAGGACACUUGACCGACCCUGGGUUGGAGGCCCUUCUAAGAUGUAGGGAGUUAGAGUCCCCUCUGAGUUAAGUCCCUCUCAGCUAAGAACAGGUUUGGCACUAUGGGAUGUUAACUGCUGUUCUUUUUGGAUUAAUCUGUCUUAUGCUGUUUGUUGAUGGCUGUGGGUGACAGGGUUAGGUAUGUACAGGAUCGUGGGACAUGGGGAGCUUUUUCCUCCCUAAAAGGGGAAACUUGAGAGCUGAUGGGACUGCUGGAAAAGGCUCAUUUGCUACGGACAAGCGGCGUCUUGAAGUUUUCAUUGUCGGCUGCAAUGAGUGGGUCUUUUUCUCUGGCCUCCCUAAGCUCAUCAGCUUCCCCACCCUGCUACAGGCAAUACUUUUCUUCUCUACUUCGAGUUUCUUAUGUUUUCUAUUACUCAGGGCGACCACCUUGCCUAGAGACUACAUAUUGAAAUUCCAAGUCGGAGGUUGAAUUAAAGAUGACAGGCCCAUCUGGGGGCAGAUUUAAGCCUUGCUAGUUUGAUAUUGGGUGCUAAGCGGAGUGGCUGAUGUCUUUGUUUUAUCACACGUAUUUUGCUCUGGCCAGAACGAAAAAAAGAUAAUUUUCCUUUAUGAUACGACUUGGCCCCCAGGGCAGUGAUGCCGCGAGCUUGAACACUAGGACCACUAAGGGAAAGGGAGCCCAGAAGCCUGGGAUGCUGGCAAAAGGAGUCAAGGAAACUUUUCAUUGGAGCUAUUUACAGUUUGUAGCAAUUGAGUAAAGUAUAUUGCUGUGAACGAAAUUUGGAACAUAUUUGUUUCUCUAUAUCAGAUUUCUCCAGAAUUUAGAAACUAGUUGAAUCAAACUUGACUUGUAGAGCCAAUAAAAGCCCUUUGGGGAACUAGUCUCAUACCUUGCCUACACAGUUCCUGUACGAGGUUUCUGACCUAUGGGUCUUGCUGUCACCCAGGCUGGAAUGUUAGUGGCACGAUCAUGGCCCACUGCAACCUCAACCUCCUGGGCUCAAGUGAUCCUCCAGUAUCAGUGGGCGCCCCCCUCUCCAGCACCCCCACCUCCUGCAGGAUCUGGGACCACAGCCACCACACCUUGCUAAUUAAAAAAAAAAUUUUUAUGGAGACGAGGUCUUGCUACAUUGUCCAAGAUGGAGAAGUAGGAAUUCUUAAGGAUAUUGUUACGGAGGGAAAAAACAAAGUUGAUUAUGGAAGAUUCCCACAAGAGUACCACGUCAGAGACAGCACCUCAACCUGGUUCAGCAGUUCAGGGAGCUCACAUUUCUCAUAUUGCUCAACAGUUAUUCAUGGACAUGUGCCACGUGGCAAAAAAUUUGAGUCAUUCCCUGUAUUCCUAGCUGAAGUCAAACAAGGUGACGCUGUUUCUUCUUGCAUCAGCUCUCAUAGUAUAAACAAUUGGCCUCUUUGCAGUCUGGUAUCAUCUUUAUCAGAAAGUGAGGAGUCCCAGGACUCAUCCGACAGCAUAGGCUCCUCACAGAAAGCCCACGGGAUCCUAGCACGGCGCCCGUCUUACAGAAAAAUUUUGAAAGACUUAUCUUCUGAAGAUACACGGGGCAGAAAAGGAGACGGAGAAAAUUCUGGAGUUUCUGCUGUCACUUCUAUGUCUGUUCCAACUCCCAUCUAUCAGACUAGCAGCGGACAGUACAUUGCCAUUGCCCCAAAUGGAGCCUUACAGUUGGCAAGUCCAGGCACAGAUGGAGUACAGGGACUUCAGACAUUAACCAUGACAAAUUCAGGUAGUACUCAGCAAGGUACAACUAUUCUUCAGUAUGCGCAGACCUCUGAUGGACAGCAGAUACUUGUGCCCAGCAAUCAGGUGGUUGUACAGACUGCAUCAGGAGAUAUGCAAACGUAUCAGAUCCGAACUACACCUUCAGCUACUUCUCUGCCACAAACUGUGGUGAUGACAUCUCCUGUGACUCUUACCUCUCAGACAACUAAGACAGAUGACCCCCAAUUGAAAAGAGAAAUAAGGUUAAUGAAAAACAGUUUGACUCUGGGAAUUUUUGCUUCCUUUCCCCCCCGCCGCCCCCCCAUUUCUCUGUACUUCAAUGGAUAUAAGUUGGCACUAUCUCUUGACUUUAAAGAAGCUGCUCGAGAAUGUCGCAGAAAGAAAAAAGAAUAUGUGAAAUGCCUGGAAAACCGAGUUGCAGUCCUGGAAAAUCAAAAUAAAACUCUAAUAGAAGAGUUAAAAACUUUGAAGGAUCUUUAUUCCAAUAAAAGUGUUUGAUUCUUAAGAAAGAAAAUAUUUUUGUGAACUUGCAUAAAAAUUAAAUGGAUUUCUUAGUGGAGUUUUAUAAAUUAAAAGGUCAAAAGUUAAACUUUUUAUUUAGGCUUUUCCAACUCAAGGAUAACUAUCUUAUGCACGAUAUCUAGUGACAGAAGGAGAAAGUGAAAAAUGACCUCAAGGAAACUGCGGGCACAACUGGAAGCUUUGUAGAAAUUAAACAUAUUCAAGGAGCAAGAAAUGAACUUUCAGCAGUCUAAAUUUUCUAAAUAACCAAUAGUUGCCAAUCCAAAAUGGCAGAGAAGAUGAAAUUUGAUAAACUGAAUUUUUAAAAGUAAAUCAAUUUACCCUACAGGUUUGCAUUUCUGUUUGCGAAAUUUACCUUUUUUAGUUAUAUAUAUGUGUGUGUGUGUGUGUGUGUGUGUUUCUGCCAAUAAAUUCUAAAUUACAAAGGUAAGAGAAAACCUAGUACAUUACUAAAUAUAUAAAGUAUGUGUUCUGAUUAUGUAUACUUGUUCUAUUGUCAAGUCUUUUAAGUGGGUUUUUUAAAGUUUGUUUAUUGGACUUGAAUGGAUUUUUGAGAGUGGGUUAAUUAUUUUUAAGAUCUUAUCCUAAAAGGCAUCUAAGGUACAUGAAUGGAGUAUGGUGAUUUUAUAACAUUUUUUAUCAGAAUGGAAAAAGAACUGUUUAAAAGUUUGAUACUUUUAAAUAGUUGGUUUUUUUGCUUACUCUGGUAAUGGUGAUUUUCUACAAAUACAUAAUAAAUUGUUUUUUUGAUUCUAUAUUCUGUAUGCAGUUGAAUAUCCAUUACUUAUUCUGCUGUGCUUUAAUAGAAUGGAAUGUUUACAGGCCCUUAAAAUAUUAUUUUUUAAAAACCUUCUGAAGAUGCAUACCAAAGUUUUUCUAAGAAGAUUUUAUAAUCAAUUUAAUAAUGUAAGGUUUAUCAGAUUCGAUUAUAGUUAUUAAGGCAAUUUUAUGUUAGAGACUAUUUUGUAAUGUAGUGAAUGGUACCUUUAUAAGAAAAGUGACUGCCAAUAUAUUUUUAUAGCUGAUCUUUAUAAAUUCUAAUGUUGAGUUUUUAAUGAUUAUUUUAAAUGUUUAUAUAGUUUAGUAAAAUUUGCAUCUCAAAGUAUCAUUUUUAUAUUAUAGGAAGUAAAGUUUUCAGAUUGGCUAAUACUUGCUUUGUAAAUUUUGUAUGCAGUUUAUCUAAAAUUCAGAAAUACUGUCAGUACACCAGUGUUUAACAUCUGUAUUUCCAAUUUGUGUACAGUUGAAAAUUGUACUGCAGAACUGUUGUGUGCUUCUUACACAGUAUGUAUCAUAUUGUUGUCUGUGAAAUUAAAGGACAUUUGAUAGUCUACCGAAUGUAAAAUAUAAUGCUUGGUAUAUUAAUGAUAAGCUUGCUGGUGGCCAUACUGUUAAUUAUCCUAAUACUAUGUAGAAAUCUUAACUGAUACAUUUGUGUUUGACCCUCCUGAUGAAAUUUCUCAUUAAAAGGGUCUUUUAAAAUGG